GGGCCAGAGGGUGAGGGAUCUUUGACCGAGGUAGUAAGACACUGCCCCUCUUCGUUUUCUUCUUCCCUACUUCAUCUAGAGCUAGGAAUACUAGCAAAGAACCAAAAGGCUUAUAUUUGUGCGAGCUAAAGAACCCCAGAGAAAAGAAAAAUCCAUUCUUGACCACAGUAAAGAUGGCGAAAUCCGCUUAGUGCUCGUGCUAGAUUGGGGUUACGUAGAAAGGCGUGCUGCAAACCAGCUCCCCACGGCUCUGGGUAGGUUGUGAUUCUGCAAGCUGCAGCACGGAGACCUCGGCUGGACGCGACGGAGGUCACACCUCCGCUACUUCUAAGAGCUUCGGGUUCUUCGGCCUGCCUUCAGUCUUUCGGUGUCCAGAACCAGACUGACUUUGAAUUUGCUUUGCCCCUAUGUGUACCAGAAUCAGUGCUGCAUAGUUUGACCUGAUAGGACUGACUUUCCAAAUGAACCAUUUUAGUUACGUCGCCAAGAAGUAUGAUUUGAAUGAAACUUUAACUUUCACAAGUUUUCAGAUAUUUUUAACCUGAGUUCUCAGCUGUCUGCAGUUACUCAUUACCUGAGGGUGCACAGCCCUGAGGGGAGGGAUAAGCACUGCGGAUCAUAGAUGCUCUGAGAACCCACUACCGUAUAAUCUACCUUUGAAAUCACUCCGUGCUGGCAGCCCCGAAAGGGAGCGUAAACCAGGGACUUGAUAUCAUGCAGCAGAAGAGCAAAUUAUUUCUCCGAGCUUUGAAGUAUAGUAUUCCUCACCUUGGGAAAUGCAUGCAGAAACAGCAUUUGAAUCACUGUACCUUCGCUGAUCAUUAUUACAGUAGAAUAAAAUUGAAAAAAUAUCACCUAACCAAGUGUCCGCAGAAUAAACCCAAGAUAUCAGAGUUAGCAAGAAACAUCCCAAGUCGGAGCUUCUCAUGUAAGGAUUUUCCACCAAUUAAACAAGAAAACGAACCAUCCCUUUUAGAAAACAUGGAUGCAUUUGAAAAAGUGAGAACAAAAUUAGAAACACAGCCACAAGAAGAAUAUGAAAUCAUCAAUGCAGAGGUUAAACAUGGUGGUUUUGUUUACUAUCAAGAGGGUUGCUGCUUGGUUCGUUCAAAAGAUGAAGAAGCAGACAAUGAUAAUUAUGAAGUUUUGUUCAAUUUGGAGGACCUUAAAUUAGACCAGCCCUUCAUCGAUUGUAUCAGAGUUGCUCCUGAUGAAAAAUAUGUAGCUGCCAAGAUAAGAACUGAAGAUUCUGAAGCAUCUACCUGUAUAGUAGUGAAGCUCAGUGAUCAGCCUGUAAUGGAAGCUUCUUUCCCAAAUGUGUCCAGUUUUGAAUGGGUAAAGGAUGAGGAGGAGGAGGAUGUUCUAUUCUAUACUUUCCAGAGGAACCUCCGCUGUCAUGAUGUGUAUCGAGCCACUUUUGGUGAUAACAAACGUAAUGAACGUUUUUACACAGAAAAAGACCCAAGCUAUUUUGUGUUCCUUUAUCUUACAAAAGAUAGUCGUUUCCUCACCAUAAACAUCAUGAACAAGACCACUUCUGAAGUGUGGUUGAUAGAUGGCCUAAGUCCUUGGGACCCACCAGUACUUAUCCAGAAGCGAAUACAUGGGGUCCUUUACUACGUUGAACACAGAGAUGAUGAAUUAUACAUUCUCACUAAUGUCGGCGAGCCCACGGAAUUCAAGCUAAUGAGAACAGCAGCAGAUACACCUGCUAUCAUGAACUGGGAUUUAUUUUUCACAAUGAAGAGAAAUACCAAAGUCGUAGACUUGGACAUGUUUAAGGAUCACUGUGUUCUCUUCCUGAAGCACAGCAACCUACUUUAUGUUAACGUGAUUGGUCUGGCGGAUGAUUCAGUUCGGUCUCUAAAGCUCCCUCCUUGGGCCUGUGGAUUCAUAAUGGAUACAAAUUCAGACCCAAAGAACUGUCCCUUUCAGCUUUGCUCUCCAAUACGUCCCCCCAAAUAUUACACAUACAAGUUUGCCGAAGGCAAGCUGUUUGAGGAAACUGGGCAUGAAGACCCAAUCACAAAGACUAGUCGUGUUUUACGCCUAGAAGCCAAAAGCAAGGAUGGAAAAUUAGUACCGAUGACUGUUUUCCACAAAACGGAUUCUGAGGACUUGCAGAAAAAACCUCUCCUGGUGCAUGUAUAUGGAGCUUACGGAAUGGAUUUGAAAAUGAAUUUCAGGCCUGAAAGGCGGGUGUUGGUGGACGAUGGAUGGAUAUUAGCAUAUUGCCACGUUCGGGGUGGUGGUGAGUUAGGCCUCCAGUGGCACGCUGAUGGCCGUUUAACUAAAAAACUCAAUGGCCUCGCUGACUUAGAAGCUUGCAUUAAGACGCUUCAUGGCCAAGGCUUUUCUCAGCCAAGCCUAACAACGCUGACCGCUUUCAGUGCUGGAGGGGUGCUUGUGGGAGCGUUGUGCAAUUCUAAUCCAGAACUCCUGAGAGCUGUGACUUUGGAGGCCCCUUUCUUGGAUGUUCUCAACACCAUGAUGGAUACCACGCUUCCCCUGACGCUAGAAGAAUUAGAAGAAUGGGGGAAUCCUUCAGCUGAUGAAAAACACAAGAACUACAUAAAGCGUUACUGUCCCUACCAAAAUAUUAAACCUCAGCAUUAUCCUUCGAUUCACAUCACAGCUUAUGAAAAUGAUGAACGUGUACCUCUGAAAGGAAUUGUAAACUAUACUGAGAAACUCAAGGAAGCUGUUGCGGAGCACACUAAGGACGCGGGUGAAGGCUAUCAGGCCCCCAAUAUUAUUUUAGACAUUCAGCCUGGAGGCAAUCACGUGAUUGAGGAUUCUCACAAAAAGAUUACAGCCCAAAUCAAAUUCCUGUAUGAGGAACUUGGACUUGACAGCACCAGUGUUUUCGAGAAUCUUAAGAAAUAUCUAAAAUUCUAAGAUGUUGUAUUCAAUGGGGAUUGGAAACGUGCUGAAAUAUUUCGUAGUUUUAUUUGCUAUUGGGUUAGCAAAAGUGAAGUUUUUUUUUUAAGUUAGUGAAUAGUUUAUAAAAAUUUGCCUCUCUCCAAAUUCUGUUAAUGUACCUCUCACUUACACUGUUCUCCCUUGAUGUAUAUGCCCCGUAACCUGGGAAAGUAGUUUUCUAAUCAUGCUCCUUAGAAGGACGUGGAGCAGGGGGCGGAGGAAGGAUUGGUCACCGCAGAACCCCCAGCCCCCCGACCAGAACAGCUUUGUUUUUGUCUGUUUUACUAAAAUUUUCUUCAAACAGUUUACACAUCAAGGUCCUGCCUCUUUGCUAGUGAACAUUUUUGGUGGUAAGUGGUGAGUCAUCCUCUAGUUUCUGUGUCUGCAUUUUAUGGAAUAAGAACACUCUUCACAUUAAAAUGCAUUAGAUAUUUCUAAUAAUCUGCAGUCCUAAGGUGUUCUGAUUAUCUCUUUUGAUGCUCUCUCAGUAAAGUUACGAGUUCCUGCAAGCGAUAAUUUUCUUUAAAACAUUUUAUUAUUCUUUAAAAACAUUUUAGAACCUUUCCUAAAGCAGUUACAUUCAAGUUUAUAAAGUGCACCCAGCAGCAUGCUAUACAUGAAUUUAGCGCAAAUGCUUAGAACAGAAUGCCAGCGUCUUCAUCUGUGUCGCAGAGGUGUCUAACACAGGCUGUACAGUAUGCCUAGCACACUGGAGUAGCAUGCCCGAUUGGAGACAAAGCAUCUGUCUCUGAAAUCUGAUUGGUAGUGAAGGAGAUUCUUCGUGCUGUAUUCAAGGAUGAGGCCUUCUCCCUUGUCCACUGUAACACCCUGUGUAUCAACUUCAUUUCCUUUGUUGGCCAAAUUGGUACUUAACCUUAUCCUCACUUUUGUGGGAAUAUUUGAAAUAAUUUCCUUUAGAUUUAACUGUGAUGAUUCUCCAAAAUUCAGAACCAUGAGAAAGAUUCUGUCUAUGCCAUCCAUUUCUCUUGUGUACACCACGAAGUGGCUGUCAGUCCUCAAAUAGCAAAACCAUCCCCUGCUGAGGAGCAGCUCACUGUCACGAAGCAAACUUAAUUCUUGAUAUAACGUUAAUGCUGAUCUGGGCUGAGUCUUUUGGACCUUUAAAAAAAAAAAAGGCAUCAAGAUAAAUGUUUAAUUCUAAGAGUUUUAAAAAACUGUUUCUAGUAUCAAAUAAGAAAUUUCCCCAAAAAAACUUGCUUCAGUUUUGCCCCUUAUAAUAAUCACCAAAUUGUCAGUAUCCAUAAGUAGGGAAGAGUAGUCAUUCAUUUGACUACUGAGGGACAUCGCAAGUGCAGGAUGUCACCUUGUCAUUGCAGUGUGUGCCACAUCUUCGCCAGAGGUGAUGUAGAGACCAAAUUUGACUUCACGUUAGGAAUUCCAAAACACAGGUCCAUGUCUGAGUUAGUGGAUAUUUAAGCUGCCUAAAUGAAGUCCCUUUCUGAUCUGCUAUAACUGGCCCCCCCCCAAAAAAGCAGCCAUGAUGGCCGCGGGCUCUGGGAACUUCUGGGGAACCGGACCCUCCCUGUUCCCUGCUGGAGACAACGUGUAGGUUGCCGUAACUCCAGCUGCCUCAAGUAAUUAAGUUAGUGCUUUUUUAAAAACUGUUGAAAUAACAUAUGUCCAUGAAAAGAGAUUUGGAUUUAUUUAUUAUUAACAACAUACAUAAUUUGACGUUAUAUUUCCCUUGGUGUUUUUUUUUUCCUUUAACAUUUCAAGCAUCUUCCGUUAAUAUAUAACUUCAUAAAUGUUACUUUAAUGGCAUAAUAAUGUUACAUGUCUAUACCAUACAUAACCAUUCCUUUUCAUUUCAAAAUUCAAAUUUCUAAUAUUUUCUUAUAUUCUUAAUGCCCCCAAAUUUGGAUUAUGUGUUUAGGAUAUAAAUAUCAGAAAGACAAUUACUGUGUCAAAGAGUGUGGACACUUGACACAUGAUGCCAAAUUCUUUUUAAGAGCUGUUGCCAAAUCAGUGAUAAGGUUCACUUCCUGGUCCUCCUACCAGCCGUGUUCAUUGUGGCGGUUUUGGUGGUGGUGGUGGUUUGGGGGCAGGUGCCUGAUGUGUAGUCUUUAAUGAGUAUCUAAUGGAUGUUUAAAAUACGUUUAUUCUCUGUUUACCAGGUACAAAAGUAUUUAUGGUACGUGUGUAUGGUGUAUGUAUAUGACUUGUCCAAUUACUAUUAACAUUUUCUAUAGCCUUAGAUAAUGCAUGAAAAAGCCUAGUCCAGUGCCACUCACAUAAGAAGGGCCCCAUAAGUGUUAACUAUUAUUUUCGUCUACUUGAUUUACCGCUUUCUAAAAGUAUGUUGAAGUGUCCCUCUGUAACUGUGGAUUUGUCAGUUUCUCUUUGCAUUUCUGAGUACUUGUUUUAUAUACUUUGAAGUUCUUGUUAGAUGCAUAGAUCCAUGAUUUAUAGUGGAAUGUUCUUUUAUCAGUUUUUUAAAAUUUGCCUUUGUCUCAAUGCUUUUCAUAUUGAAUUCUAUUUUGUCUGCUAUUAAAUAUUUCCACACCUGCUUUUUUGUAACUUUGCUUUUUUUAAUAAGAAAUGCAUGUAUACAGUAUAAAACUCAAUUAUAAGAAGAGUAUAUAAAUAUAUAAAAUAAAAAGGUUUUCUUAAGUACCGUCCCAUAGCUUCCCAGUGCCUCUGUCAGAGAUAGACAGUGUUGCUGUUUAUAAAGUCUUUCAUUUUUAUGUAUCAUGAAAUAAGCCAUUCUGUGCCUGUGCAAACAUAUAUAGAUGUACUUUUUCUGUCUUAUACAAACAGUGGCAUGUUACCAUUCUGUGCUUUUUUUAGUACAUGUUAGAGAUGGUCUCUCAUCAAUGCACACAGAACCUCCCUCAUUCUUCUUAAAGUUGAGUAUUAGUCCAUUGUGUAGGUUAACCAUAAUUGAAUCAGCUAGUUGUCUAUUGAUACAUUUAAAUCAUUUCUAAAGUCUUCUGCUAUUAAAAACAAUGUUUUAGUAGAGAUCCUUGAAUACUUGUCAUGCACAAAUAUUCCUAGAUACAGAUCCUUAGGAAUGAAAUUACUCAGUGAGAAGAUACUAUGCGUCUUUUGCUUUGAUAGUUAGAGCCGGGGGGCAG
Molecule: messenger RNA, 6017 nt
Organism: Pteronotus mesoamericanus
Lineage: Eukaryota; Metazoa; Chordata; Mammalia; Chiroptera; Mormoopidae
Gene: PREPL
Product: prolyl endopeptidase like
Exons: 15
Coding region: 715-2898 (727 amino acids)
Biological process (GO): proteolysis
Cellular component (GO): Golgi apparatus; cytoskeleton
Molecular function (GO): serine-type endopeptidase activity
Source: RefSeq, a predicted model, not a curated record